UCGAUGUAAACAAAAGAGGCGUUAGUUCAACGGCAGCGACCCAGCCGAGGGGCGACCCGUACUGGAUGUUCUUGUCUCGACGAACGCGUCCGGACCAGAGGCUGACUGUGGGGGAAAAGCCACUCUGAAGCGAAUGAAGAAGCAUCUAAUCUUUCACUUCACAUACCGAGGACUUCUAACGAAAGGAAAAAAGAGUAAAAGAAGAAAAUGGAGUAUAAAUUGCGAAAGGCUGAACCAAGGGACGUCUCUGAUAUAUUACGACUGGUGAAGGAACUUGCAAAAUACGAAGAGAUGGAGCACCAGGUGACGCUGACUGAAAAAGAACUCCUUGAGGAUGGAUUCGGUGACACCCCGUUUUACCAUUGCAUCAUAGCUGAGAUCCAAGGAGAGAACAGCAGUGAUGAUCCGAAGGUGGUGGGAUUUGCCAUGUACUACUUCACUUACGACCCCUGGGUUGGCAAACAGCUCUACCUGGAGGAGUUCUACGUGAUGGAUGAGUACAGAGGGCUGGGCAUUGGCUCGGAGACCCUGCGGCACCUCAGUGAUCUGGCGAUGAAGACGCGCUGCACGGGCAUGAUGUUUGUGGUGGCGGAGAACAACGAGCCGUCCGUCCAGUUCUACAAGCGCCGCGGUGCUGAGGACCUCUCUCAGGAGGAGGGCUGGAGGCUGUUCAGGUUCGACAAGGACAGCCUCGUCAAGAUGGCCACUCCAGCUGAGGAAUGACGGAGGUCCGGCAGAGCGGAGGAGGAGGAGGAGGAGGAGGAGGAGGAAGGAAAGGAGACCCUGGCCUCCGUGUCCGACUCCUCGGCUUUUUCUCCGCGUUCAGACGAGGGAUGACUCCCAGAAGUUCAGCUUUUAAAAAGGGGAAAUCUAUCACAGUAAUAUGACUGUAUGUAGUUUAGUCUGACUGAGUCUUUUAUCUGUUGCUUAGUCACUUUUGAUCAUUUCUAAUAUGUUACUCUGAAUCACUUACAUUUAAUCUGAGCUUUCAGUGACCACUCUUUGUUAGUUCUGGUGCAUUCUAUGUGCAGGAAGAGUCGUCAUCACUUAAGUUUGCAAUAAAACAACAACUGAAUCACACCA
Xiphias gladius (swordfish) is the source of this 1083-nucleotide messenger RNA. Its product is annotated as diamine acetyltransferase 1-like. The record is from RefSeq and is a predicted model, not a curated record. NCBI's taxonomy places the organism in Eukaryota, Metazoa, Chordata, Actinopteri, Istiophoriformes, Xiphiidae. Bases 208 to 723 code for a protein of 171 amino acids. The transcript is spliced from 6 exons. Gene Ontology annotation, molecular function: N-acetyltransferase activity.